UACUCUUCUGUAAAGGUGGAGCUGUUUUCAUACUUCCGUUGAGCUGGAUUUCAUUGGAAAGCAGUUUAUUUGUAGUAAAGUUUGAAAGGCAGCAAUCAAUAAAGCGUAAAGAUGACGACGACGUACGAACAAACCACUGUAACACAGACAACAUCAGCCGGGGUGGCUCCUGAAAUUCGACCAGAUGUAAACUACGUUAAAAGCAUUCCUGGUCUUUUGAAAAUAGCAGAAAUGGUUCUGUCUAUCAUCGUUUUAAUUUGUUCAUCUAUCGUGUAUUGGUCACAUCUUGGAGGUGGAUGGGUUCAGUUUGUGGCUGCCACAGCGUUAAUAACAACAAUCAUAUUAUUCAUUCUUCACUUCAUGCACAUCAUUCACCGUCUGCCUGGACCAUGGGUCUUUAUUGUAUUUAUAUAUUAUAUUGUAAUUACCGUCUGUUGGUUGAUAGCGGCAGUCGUUUCCGCUGCUCGAUUUGGAUAUCAUUCUUCAAUCGGGGCUACGUGUUUUUUCGCGUUUGUUGCUACAGCGGUAUUUGCCAUUGAUACCUUCUUUAAUUAUCGGGGUUGGCAAGUUGUUCAACAUCCAGCAGGAUCGUCAACAACUGCUAACACUACCACAACUACUUCUUCAACAGCUUAUGAAACAAGAACCCAAUAUUAGACAGAGCAACACGAAAACACAUAUUUAUAAGAUGAACAGCAAGAUAAACAAGUUAUUAUUAGUUGUCAUGAUGGAUAUACUGGUUUUACAUAAUUUAAUUUAUAAUCCUGGUACAGGAUUUCGACACCAGUACCCCAAAAAAUAUAUUAUAAUCUUUUAAAAUUAUUCUCAAAACAAGAAAGAUAACCUCUGUAUUUUCAUUAAGACUAGCCCAUGAAUAAAAUCCAGAAGUUUUGUUAAUUUUGCAAAACAUUCUCGAAGGCUCCGUAAGUGUUCUUUACUGCUUGAGAAUUAAACAUAUCUUUUACUGAUAAAAAAAUGUUUAAAGAUUGUUGUUUGGUACCACAUACAUUAGCCAGUUGUAGUACUAGAGGUCUCAUGGAUUAUUGAACUUGAAAACCUUAUAUCAUUCAUGACAAGGGACCUUAAUUACAUGCUAAAUAUAAAAGGGCAUGGUAAAAGAAAAAUAAUUGAUUUCAAAUCUUAAAAAUAAUCAUUAAAAAUUAUGUAAGUGCUAUUUUUAUAACUUCUUGGGUAAGGGUUUAUGUGCACUAUGGAUUCUUAAUCAUCAACCACUAAAUUUAUUAGAUGCUUUUGUGUAUUCAAACGGUAAAUAAGGUCCCAUGUAAGUACUUGUAAAACUUGACUGUAAUUGAGAGAUCUCUAAGAAAGUAUUGACUUUGACGUAAGAAUUAGGGUAUAGAUGAAUUUGUAGAUCAAAACAUCAUACAGCACAUCAAUAUGAGACCUUUGAUAAGAGCCUAAAAGAAAGAGUUAGAAGUGCAACUAAUAAAAUUCAGAUUGGCAAAGGAAUAUACAAGGUUGUUAUUGUUGUCAACUAAAAAUACAAUCAUGUUUAAAAGUUUAUUCUUGGAUUGCUUGAAUGUACAUGGGGCAUCAGUUAGGCCGAAAGGCAUUUGUUCCUUUCGGAUUGGUUAUAUGAAGUUGUUAUCAAAGGAUCUUUAUCAGCUAACUGUAUGCUUGUUGUAUGUGUUGUAAUUAAAACAGUAGAAUACAGAUAGAUUAAUUGAUUGUCAUUAAUUAGGUAUAUAAAUCAUAUUUAAGCAUCUUUUGUGUAGCUGAGAAUACUAUAUACAUGUAUAUUAUUAUAUGGAUCAAGAAUUUUAAUCUGCGGAGCCAUUAUAGAUAGACCUUUAUUACUCCUAAUUUUGUAGGAUUGAUAUUUCCAUGUUAUGGUUUUGUGAACACUUACUUUUAGACCUGAUCUGAUUUGAUUUUACGAAAUAUAACCAUUUCAUUUAGUAGCCUUGUCUACAUUUUCUUGGAUAUAAAGCACAAUAUAACGCUAUAUAAAUGUUCUGUAAUAAUAGUGAAUAAGGCAGAUUUCACAAAAAUUGUAAGACAUUGAAAGAUUAUUUACAAGGUGCUGCUGAAGACUUGUAAUUUCGAUAUCAGAAAGCAGACAGCCUUUGUCUUGUAACAAAAAUAAUUUUGGAAGUCUGCAUGAACCACAAUGUCUAUAUGUAGCUUUUUAUGAAAUAGACAUGUUAAAAUAAAGAUUGUUUUAUAAAAGUAUUUAUUGAUAAUUAUAAAUUGUAAAAAAGAAUGUUGUUGAAAAUUUAAAGUGUAAUUUUUAUAUACAUCUUGUUUUUCAAAUAAUGUACGACUGUUGGUUCGUUGAUUCUGGUUUGUCUAUUUAAUUGUUAUUUUUUUUUUUUUUCAAAUAUAUUUUGUCCUUUUAUUUACCUCGUCUAUAAAUUGACAGAUUUUAAUUCGUUAACUUUGUAGUUCUGCCGUUUAUUGUCCUCUGUUAAAUUUACUACAGACAUAUUUUAUUAUUGAGUUAUUAGUGAUUGAAUCUCUGCUUAUGUCAAAUUAUGAAUGAACAUCUAGUUUUUCACAAGCCAGGUAGUACAGGUACGUGAGUGAGAGUUUGUAAAACAGGGAGAGCGAUUGUCAGGAUUCAGUCCUUAAGGCUUCUAUAUGAUGUAAGUAUCCGUACAUGACACACUAUCCAGUCAAUGUCCCUAUAUCUGCUUCCUGAAUUCGUACAUCAAGCCUCGCAUAUCAGAAUACGUAUCGAUACACUCUAAUCAGGGGUGUGGUGGAUGGCUGACCAAUCUCUAGGGUUUUCUCCAAGGUCCUCUGGUUCCUUCCACUGCUAAAGACCCCUACGCGCAAGCGAAUUAUUGAUAUAAAAUUGAACCCUUUGUUAGUCCCGAAAUGACCUUGUUUGUGUCGAGUGUUAAACCCAUACUAACCAGUCAGCUAUAAGGUUGUCCUACUGACUGAAUGCCGAUAGGGUAAUCACAAGAGACACAAAUACUUAUUUACUACUUGGUUUAUUUAUUAGCAACUUUCUUUUUGCUGCCGAGAUCUGUUUUCGGGAUCUGUUCAUUCGUAGUUUGAUUCUCAUGCUUUUUAUUGGAUAAUUAAAUUUACCGCUUUGUUAAUUGUUAUUAACUCCCUUUUGUUUUUCAUGUCCAUUCUUUCACAGUUUGUCAAAUUUAAUGACAUUUCAUUUGUGUUUACAUCGGACACCCAAUAUUACUUACAGCGCAAAAUAAAACAAGUCAACAUUGGGGUUUUUUUUAAAAUGAAAACCAAAAAUGGUCAUGCUACACCAGUUGUGGCCCUUGAUUAUGAUGUUUGUUCAUUAAAUUUGAAAGAUGGACAUUACACCCCAUUUGCUUUCCUAUUACAUUUUUAUCAACUUUUCAAAAUACAAUUUUUUGGUAAACUAAUAGUCCAUUUUAAGUGCCUUUAGAUUUUUCUUUUUAAUUACUUUAUUUUUAAUCUCUGUCUUUGACAAUUUCGUGCAGCUUUGGCACUUUUUAUUGUUCUUUUAUUCAAAUCGCGACACUCUGUAAGUCAAAUGUCCACAUGAUUAUUUUGAAUGUUCAAUAUUAAAUAAAUUAUCCAUGCUUGGCUUUAAUUUUGUGUAUUAUUUAACAAAGGUGAUUUUUUUUUUAGCUAAAUUUGUGCAUGUACGUGUGAAAAUUUGUACAUGUAUGUUUAAUAAUGACCUGACACCUCAUUUAAAGCAAACAAAUAUCAUGAAUAUGUAUUUAAAUAGCAAUGAAAUUUAAUUCUGUUGUUUUGUUUUUUUGGAAAGUUGUUAAAUAUAUUAUAAUGGAAUGUUAUAAAGUUUUCUUUACCUCAGAUUCAAAGUAAGCUAUAAAUUGUUAAUAUACGUUACACUUGUUGCAUAUUCUGUUGUUCAAAUGUAGAUACAUUUUUUUUAAUCAGCGUUAAAAUUUGUUAAAAAUAAGAAUUAUGUGGAAUUUAUCGUUUUAACCUAUCUAAAUACAUUUUUUUUUAUCAGUUUUAAAAUUUGUUAAAAAUAAGAAUUAUGUAGAAUUUAUCAUUUUAACCUAUCUAAAUACUUUUUUUUUUUAUCAGUGUUAAAAUUUGUUAAAAGUGAGACUUAUGUGGAAUUUAUCAUUUUAACCUACCUAUCGAUGUUAAAAUUAAUUGUUAAAAAUUGGAAUUAUGUGGAUAUUGUCGGUCUAAAUUGAAAGUCAAGUACUCCACUGUAGUCUUUGUCAUUUGUUGAAUUUUGCUACGAUUUAGUCAUAUUUAUAAGUCUUGACUGACCAGUAGUCAAAUCAACCUGCUGCAGAAUCUUACAUUUACAUACAACAAGAAUAGUGGCCUGACACCUAAAUGAGUUACUUCCCUUUAUUAAUAGUACUUGGAGGAGGGUUAUUGUUUCAGUCAUAUUGACCAGUCUACACUGACUGGCAGUGAAUUUGACCUGCUGGAGAAUUGAACUUUCAGUCAAUUUACAUAUCAUGUAAUUAGCAAUUCUAAGAAUAUAGUAAAAUUUAUCAUUUCUAUGUGUAAAAACCCUUUAAAAUAUUCUAUAGAAAUUGGGAUGAUUCUUUAAAUUAUUAAAUCCAAUCUAAACGAUAUGUCAAAACUUUAUUGUCUGGUAUAUUUUGAAAUGAAAGCACAGUUCAAAACACAAAAUGUGACCUAAAUUUUAUCUAGUAAAUAAUAUAUGAUUUAAUUUAUUUUAUUUCUUUUAUUCCUCAUUUACAUACAGGUCUUUUCACAUCCUAUAUUUCUUGAUAAUAAUUGACCGUUCCAAAAAUCGAACUUUCAAAAAUUGAUCUUAGAAAAGAUUAAACUAAAUGAAACAAUAUGAUUGUUAAAAUAGGGAGACAUUAAGAUCUUAAUUAAUCCCCUAAUAGGGAGACAUUCAGUCCUUAAUUAAUCCCCUAAUAGAACAAUGCAAUUUAUAUCUACAGGGGAUAAUUCCUCACUCAAAAUCUUCAACUCCUAUUUCUGAAUGAAUGUAAAGGUACAACCAAGAAGAUAUGUCAAUAUCCAAAUCGUAUAAACUAGUUCUUAUAACUUUUUAUUGGGUCAUAGU
Patella vulgata (common limpet) is the source of this 4996-nucleotide messenger RNA. Its product is annotated as plasmolipin. NCBI's taxonomy places the organism in Eukaryota, Metazoa, Mollusca, Gastropoda, Patellidae. Gene Ontology annotation, cellular component: membrane. The record is from RefSeq and is a predicted model, not a curated record. The transcript is spliced from 5 exons. The coding region runs from base 112 to 657 and encodes 181 amino acids.